CUUUUUUCCACAAAAAGAAGAUAGUGGCUUAUCUGAUGGACAGAUAAAUUUAAUAAAUAAUGCAUUAAUAAAAGCCUUUGUAGUUUGUGUUAUUCCAUUCUCUGUAAUUGAGAAUUCUUUUUUUAUUGACCUCCUUCAAAGUUUGUGUCCAAGUUAUCAACCACCAUCAAGAAAAGUAUUAGCAAAUAAAUUAUUAAACCAAGAGCAUUCUAAAAUUAUAAUAAAACGGGAAGUUGUUUUUAAAAAAUCAAGUAAUUUAACAAUAG
Molecule: messenger RNA, 266 nt
Organism: Dentiscutata erythropus
Lineage: Eukaryota; Fungi; Glomeromycota; Glomeromycetes; Diversisporales; Gigasporaceae
Source: the annotation of a GenBank genome assembly